UUCCGGGUCCGAUGGUCCCUCAGUAGGCGGCGGCGGCGAUGGCGGGUGGACGGUCCGGCAGCCGCUGCUGCUGCUGCUGGCGAGCUCCCCUGCCGCUGCUUGUGGGCAGGGCCCUGGGCCUCCUGCUGCUGCUACUGCCGCCAGUGCCACCUGCGCAGGCCCGGAGCCUCCGCUUCGUGAUUUUGCUGUAUCGGCACGGAGAUCGGUCCCCUGUGAAGGCCUAUCCUAAGGACCCCUAUCAGGAGGGAGAGUGGCCCCAAGGCUUUGGCCAGCUGACCAAGGAGGGGAUGCUCCAGCACUGGGAGCUAGGCCAGGCUCUAAGGCAGCGCUACCGGGGCUUUCUCAACGCUUCCUACCACCGAGAAGAGGUUUACGUUCGAAGCACAGACUUUGACCGAACCCUUAUGAGUGCCGAGGCCAACCUGGCUGGACUCUUCCCAGUUGAGGGCAAGCAGUCUUUCCAUCCAAACAUCACAUGGCAGCCCAUCCCUGUGCACACAGUCCCUGAGGCCCAGGAUAAGCUGCUGAAGUUCCCCCUGGGCCCCUGUCCCCGCUUUGAGCAGCUACAGAACGAGACUCGGCAGAGCCAGGAAUACCAGAACGAGACGGCGCGCAAUGCGCAAUUUCUGGAGAUGGUGGCCAACGAGACGGGCGUCACAGACCUGACGAUAGAGACGACCUGGAACAUCUACGACACGCUCUUCUGUGAGCAAACCCACGGCCUGCCCUUGCCACCCUGGGCCUCACCCCCAACCAUGCAGCGUCUUCGCCGGCUCAAGGAUCUCAGCUUCCGGUUCCUUUUUGGGAUGUACCAGCCAAUGGAGAAGGCCCGGCUUCAGGGGGGUGUCCUCCUAGCCGAGAUCCGGAAGAACCUGACGUGGGCAGCCUCAGCCUCCCAGCACCCGAAGCUGUUGGUCUACUCCGCGCACGACACCACGCUGGUGGCACUGCAGAUGGCUCUGGGCGUCUACAACGGGGAACAGGCUCCCUAUGCCUCCUGCCACAUGUUUGAACUUUACCAGGAAAACGAUGGGAAUUUUUCUGUGGAGAUGUACUUCCGGAACGACAGUACCCAGGCCCCGUGGCCCUUGGCGCUGUCCAGCUGCUCCCAGCGCUGCCCCCUCCCAGACUUCUUAGAGCGCACGCAGCCCCUGGUGCCAGAGGACUGGGCAAAGGAGUGCCAGGUGACGAGCAGCCUCGCAGACACAGAGGUGGUCGUGGCCUUGGCCGUGUGCGGCUCUAUCCUCUUCCUGCUCAUCCUGUUGCUGCUCACGGUCCUCUUCCGUGUGCAGGCCCAGCCUCCGGGUUACCGCCACGUCGCUGAUGGGGAAGACCACGCCUGACAACCGCUCGGCCCCCUCCCUCCAGCCUCUCCCCAUUCCAGACGGGAGGCCUUUGGCUGGCCUGCCCUCUGAUUGUGCCCAGGCUAGGGCAGUGGGGAGGCCAGUCUGAUGCAGACCCAAGGCUCUGAGUCCAGGACCCUCCUCACCUGGCCUUUCUGAGCAACGGCGAAGCUUUGUUGUCAUCUCCCUCCCAGCCCCGAGAAGCACAACAAAGCAGCACCAGUGAUUUCUCACCUAGAGGAAGGGAGGCCUUUGGUCAACCCAAAGGAGUCCUGGCUACUACUUUCUGCCACCGCCUGGAAACGUUGGCAGGUGACUCACAGGGCAUCCUCUCUCGUCUCCCACCACCCCCAUGCCUAGUCUAGCCGGGCCUAUCUUCCUACCCUCAAGGCAGGGGUCACAGGCCCAGUUCUUUGAGGUUGGAAGCCUCAGGGUUAGUUGCUGCUGUUUCCACUCCUCUGAAUCCUGAGCUGGCUUGAAGAAUGUAUAUAAAGUGAUGGGGGGGGGAAAGGGGGAGGAGGGUAGAGCCACCGACAGGGCACAGAAGAUAACCAAGCCCUGGGCUAACGCAGGUCGUGAGCUGGACAGCUCUGGGCUGUAGCCCAGAAGGGAUGAUGGCAGACCCCAAGGGGAAUGAAAGCAGUGAACUCUC
Molecule: messenger RNA, 1995 nt
Organism: Dromiciops gliroides (monito del monte)
Lineage: Eukaryota; Metazoa; Chordata; Mammalia; Microbiotheria; Microbiotheriidae
Gene: ACP2
Product: acid phosphatase 2, lysosomal
Exons: 11
Coding region: 39-1343 (434 amino acids)
Biological process (GO): dephosphorylation; lysosome organization
Cellular component (GO): lysosome
Molecular function (GO): acid phosphatase activity
Source: RefSeq, a predicted model, not a curated record